This is a messenger RNA of Chinchilla lanigera (long-tailed chinchilla), 2488 nucleotides long. RefSeq names its product matrilin 3 (gene Matn3). Lineage: Eukaryota; Metazoa; Chordata; Mammalia; Rodentia; Chinchillidae. The transcript has 8 exons. The coding region runs from base 62 to 1453 and encodes 463 amino acids. The record is from RefSeq and is a predicted model, not a curated record. Gene Ontology annotation, molecular function: calcium ion binding.
CACCGACGCGGGACCUUUAAAUUGGCCGCCACUGCCCGCCUGGCCCAGCGACCUGAGCACCAUGCCACGCCCGCUGCCCCGACGCCUGCUGCUGCUCUGGCCGCUGCUGCUGCCGCUGCUGCCACCGCCCGCCUCCCCAGGGCCCCUGGCCGGCCCAGCCGUCGCGAGGCUGGGGACCCGCAGACCCGCCGGCAGCCCUGGGGGCCGCGGUUCAGGUGUUUGCAAGAGCAGGCCCUUGGACUUGGUAUUCAUCAUCGAUAGUUCUCGUAGUGUCCGGCCCCUGGAAUUUACCAAAGUGAAAACCUUUGUCUCCCGGAUCAUUGAUACUCUGGACAUUGGGGCGGCUGCCACGCGGGUGGCAGUGGUGAACUAUGCUAGCACAGUGAAGAUUGAGUUCCAGCUCCAGACCUACUCAGAUAAGCAGGCCCUGAAAAAGGCCGUAGCACGCAUCACACCCUUGUCAACCGGCACUAUGUCGGGACUGGCCAUCCAGACAGCAAUGGAUGAAGCCUUCACGGUGGAGGCGGGGGCCCGGGGACCCACAUCCAACAUCCCAAAGGUGGCCAUCAUCGUGACAGAUGGGAGGCCCCAGGACCAGGUGAGCGAGGUGGCAGCUCAGGCCCGGGCCUCAGGCAUAGAGCUGUAUGCUGUGGGCGUGGACCGGGCGGACAUGGAGUCCCUGAAGACGAUGGCCAGUGAGCCUCUGGAUGAGCACGUGUUCUAUGUGGAGACCUAUGGUGUCAUUGAGAAGCUUUCCUCCAGGUUCCAGGAAACCUUUUGUGCUCUGGACCCUUGUGUGCUGGGCACACACCAAUGCCAGCAUGUGUGCAUCAGCGACGGGGACGGCCGGCACCACUGUGAGUGCAGCCAGGGCUACGCCUUGAACGUCGACCGGAAGACGUGCUCAGCUAUUGACAAGUGUGCUCUUAACACUCACGGAUGUGAACACAUUUGUGUGAAUGACAGAACCGGCUCUUACCACUGUGAGUGCCAUGAAGGUUACACCUUGAAUGAAGACAGAAAAACAUGCUCAGCUAAAGACAAAUGUACUUCUGGUACCCAUGGCUGUCAGCACAUCUGUGUGAAUGACAGAUCUGGUUCUCAUCACUGUGAAUGCUUUGAGGGGUACACUCUGAAUGCAGAUAAGAAAACAUGUUCAGUCCAUAACAAGUGUGCUCUGGGCACUCACGGCUGCCAGCACGUUUGUGUGAGCGAUGGGGAGGUGUCCUACCACUGUGACUGUUUCCCUGGCUACAACCUGAAUGAAGACAAGAAGACAUGUACAGCUGUUGAAGAGGUCCGGAGACUCCUUUCCACUGAAGACGCUUGUGGGUGUGAGGCCACCCUGGCCUUCCAGGAGAAGGUCAGUUCCUAUCUCCAGAGACUGAACACCAAACUAGAUGACAUUUUGGAGAAGUUGCAAGUACAUGAAUAUAGACAAGUACAUAGUUAAGUUGCUUAAAAUUUUCACCUGGAAAUGUGGAGAGCUCAGUGUAACGUUCAUUCUUUUGCACGCUUGUAUCUCCAAUGUUUCUGCUAAUAAUUUGCCAUUGUAAAUGCUUGAAUAUUACUGGAUAAACAGUAUGAGGAUUUUCUGGAGAACCAGUAUUAUUUUUCCAAGGAAAUAAAGGUGCAGAUCCUUAAAAGCAAACUUUAGUGUCUUUAAGCUAUAACUGUGAAAUGGUUUGUAGGAAGUAGAAUGUAAAGUUUAAUGUUUGUUGCUGGGCAUGGUGGCACAUGCCUGUAAUCCCAGAACUUAGGAGGCUGAGGCAGGAUGAUUGCUAAGUUCUAGUGAGCUUGAAUAUGUAGUCAGUUCAAGGCCAACCUGAACUACAAAGCAAGACUGUCUCAAAAAACCAAAGCAAAAAUAAAUGUUUCUUUCAUUAUCUACUAAUUGAGCCAUUUAACUUUAAAUACUUAUAUUCAUAAGAUAAUGAUAUUCACAUUGGAAAUUUUGGAUCUACUUUCUUGAUAGUAUUUAUAAGCCAGUUUUAUUACUGACUGAAAAUUAUACAAAGUAUUUACAUUUAAAAAGUUCAUAUAAUUAAAUGGAGAGGAAAAUAGAACUGCAACACUUCAUUUUUUACUUAUCUUCACUGGUUAUUGAAGCUGUGAUCAAAAGAUUGUGAUACACAUAUCUAACAACAGUUAUCACAGAUUCAGAGAACAUCAUAUGCCAUCUUAAACUCAUUCUGGACUUAGAAACCCACAGAUGCACUACUUGUGAAUUUAAAGUGUUAAACUUCUACCAAGGACAAAAAAGCCUAAGUUUACUUUAUCUUUUGAUUUAGGAUCUAGUCAGUAAAAUUACAUAUUUAUAAAAUUGGUAGAACAAGAAAUAAAAUUGAGUAUUGUCUUUCUUAAUGAUAGUAAUAGGCCUAAUUUUUCAUAUAUUUUGAUACAUAUAUUUUUUCUUAGUUCUACAGCUUAUAAACUUUUGGAACAGAACAGUCCUUUAAAUUGUGUACUACUCAGUUCUUUUUUGGUA